Octopus bimaculoides (California two-spot octopus) is the source of this 972-nucleotide messenger RNA. Its product is annotated as legumain. The record is from RefSeq and is a predicted model, not a curated record. NCBI's taxonomy places the organism in Eukaryota, Metazoa, Mollusca, Cephalopoda, Octopoda, Octopodidae.
CACACCAACAUAUACAUAUACACGUACGCUGAUACACUUUCUUCCGCUCUCUCUCUCUCUCUCUCUCACAUGCUCUCACGCAAAAAUACAGAAACACACAGACACACACACACACAUACACUCACAUGCUCGCACACACACAUACACACACACACUCAUAUUUCCGCUUAUACACACAUACAUACACGCGCGUACAAGUGCCCUCAACCUGAUAUACAUUCUCAUAUCUCCACUUACACACGCACACAUACACACAUACUUGUCACUCUGUGUGUGUAUAUGUGUACAUGUUAAAAAUAUGGGUGUGUCUGUGAACAAAAGUCAAAGUAUAUAUUUAUGUACAACUUUGCAGUUUCUAUCCCAUUUGGCAACUCCGAUCACCAUCAGAUCAUGUUGAAAGUUCUGAGUUCUGUGCUGGCUCUUUUGAUGACCUCGGGUCAUUAUUUGGGCUUAGAAAUUAACCUACCCGAACUAGAGAAUGGUGGAGUCCACUGGGCGUUGCUGGUAGCCGGUUCCAAUACGUGGUCGAACUACCGUCAUCAGGCUGACAUCUGCCACGCCUAUCAAGUCCUGCACAAGAAUGGAAUUCCAGACGAAAGAAUCGUGGUGAUGAUGUACGAUGAUAUUGCACACAACAACAUGAACCCAGAGCCAGGUAAAGUAAUUAACAAACCGAACGGUGUCAACGUCUAUGAAGGAGUACUAAAGGAUUACACUGGAGAUGAUGUGACCCCAAGCGUUUUCCUGAACGUUCUACAAGGCAAGAAGGAAGCUCUGGAAGGCCGUGGCAGCGGUAAAGUCAUUGCCAGUGGACCCCAAGACAACGUUUUCGUCUAUUUUGCUGACCACGGAGCACCCGGAAUUAUCGCAUUUCCUUCAGAAUACUUACAUGCAUCCCAGCUACACACCGCCAUCAUGAACAUGCAUGAGCAGAAGAGAUAUAACAAGGUAGGAACUGGUUUUUCUUUUUUC